CCGCGCGGGGCGGGUUCCGCGGGGCCGCCAUGGAGCUGGAGCAGCUGCGGAAGCGGUACCGGGGGGACAGCGAGGCGUUCGAGGAGUGCCACCUGGUGUCGCUGGAGCCGCUGGAGCAGCUCCGGGCGUGGCUGCAGGAGGCGCUGCAGUGCCCCGACAUCGCCGAGCCCAACGCUGCCUGCCUGGCCACCUGCGGCAGGGACGGGCGGCCCUCGGCCCGCAUGGUGCUGCUGAAGGGGCUGGGCCCCGAGGGGCUGCGCUUCUUCAGCAACUACGAGAGCAGGAAGGGCCGCGAGCUGGAAUCCAAUCCCUUCGCCUCCCUCGUCUUCUACUGGGAACCGCUCUGCCGGCAGGUGCGGGUGGAGGGCUCGGUGCGGCGGCUGCCGGCGGAGGAAUCGGAUCGGUAUUUCCAGUCCCGGCCCAGGGACAGCCAGAUCGGGGCCGUGGUCAGCAGGCAGAGCUCCGUCAUCCCCGACCGAGAGUUCCUGCGCAAGAGGAGCGCGGAGCUGGAGGAGCUCUACAGGGACCGGCCGGUGCCCAGGCCAGACUACUGGGGCGCGUACCUGGUGGAACCGGAGUCGGUGGAGUUCUGGCAGGGCCAAUCGAACCGGCUGCACGACCGGAUCGUGUUCCGCCGCCUGCGGGACCGCGCGGCGCCGCUCGGGGCCAUGACCCGCCGCGGCCACGGCGACUGGGUGUACGAGCGCCUGGCGCCCUGAGCCCGGUACGGCCCCGGUACGGCACCGAGUGUCCCCGGAACGGCACCGAGCGGCCCCGCAAUGUCCCCGAAUGUCCCCGGUACGUCCCCGAGCGGCCCCGGAGCGGCACCGGGCGGCCCCGCGAUGUCCCCGAAUGUCCCCGCUAUGUCCCCGAGCGGCCCCGGAACGGCACCGAGUGGCCCCGGAAUGUCCCCGAGUGUCCCCAGUACGGCACCGGGCGGCACCGGUACAGCACCGGGCGGCCCCGGAGCGGCCCCGGAACGGCACCGAGUGUCCCCGGAGCGGCACCGGAACGGCACCGGGCGGCCCCGCGAUGUCCCCGAGUGUCGCGGCCACCCCGCAAUGUCCCCGAGCAGCCCCGGUAUGUCCCCGAGCGGCCCCGGAACGGCACCGGGCGGCCCCAGUAUGUCCCCGAGUGUCCCCGGUAUGUCCCCGGUAUGUCCCCGAGCAGCCCCGCAACGGCACCGAGUGUCCCCGGUACGGCACCGGGCGGCCCCGCGAUGUCCCCGAGUGUCGCGACCACCCCAGAAUGUCCCCGAGCAGCCCCGGAACGUCCCCGAGCGGCCCCGGAAUGUCGCCGAGUGUCGCGACUGCUCCGGAAUGUCCCCGAGGGUCGAGGGUCGAGGCGGCCCCGGAAUGUCCCCAAGUGUCCCCGCAAUGUCCCCGAGUGUCGCGGCCACCCCGGCCUGUCCCCGGCCUGUCCCCGUCCCUCGCCGUGCCCUGGGGAAUGGGUGCGGAGCUGCCCUCACCCCGCCGUGUCCCCAAAUCCCUCUGCAGCCGCUUCUGCUGCUUAAUUAAUCGUGUUAAUGAUCGUGCAGCGUCCAGCUGUGCCCCGUCCCCGUCCCUGUCGCUGUCGCUGCCACCUCUCCCUGUUUUUGCUGGAAUUAUGGAAUGUGCUCCAUUGGCAGUUC
Molecule: messenger RNA, 1630 nt
Organism: Taeniopygia guttata (zebra finch)
Lineage: Eukaryota; Metazoa; Chordata; Aves; Passeriformes; Estrildidae
Source: RefSeq, a predicted model, not a curated record